Messenger RNA from Rhea pennata, 3098 nucleotides. RefSeq names its product ADP-ribosylarginine hydrolase (gene ADPRH). Bases 102 to 1385 code for a protein of 427 amino acids. NCBI's taxonomy places the organism in Eukaryota, Metazoa, Chordata, Aves, Rheiformes, Rheidae. The transcript is spliced from 4 exons. The record is from RefSeq and is a predicted model, not a curated record.
CGCCGGCGGCGGCGAGGCGAGGGCGGCGGGGAGCCCUCGGCCUGCGCAGCCCGGCCCGUUGCCGCCUCCUGCCCCCCCGGGGGAGCAGCCAUGGCCGCGGGAUGCCCCCCUGGGUAGCCGAAAGGCCGCAGGAAGCCCUGCGUGGCGCCAGCUGCGGCAGCAGGGUGCGGGGCCCCGUGGAGCCACCGGACGCCGCGGCGGGCCGCAGCGGCGGGAGCUGCGCGCCGCCCCCCUCCCUAGCGCCAGGGAGGACCCCGCCGCUCUUGCUCAGAGCGCUCGCCGUUAUUUGCUGCAUUGAAGCAAUUGUGGGGCAAAAAUUGUGUCCGAGGGCGAUGGAGAACUACGUGGCAGCUAUGGUGCUGAGUGCUCUUGGGGACACGCUGGGCUUCUACAAUGGGAAAUGGGAGUUCCUCCAGAGCGGCCCUAAAAUCCACAAGGAGCUGGCACAGAUGGGGGGGCUCGGCAACUUCAGUAUCCGGGGCUGGAAAGUCAGCGAUGAUACAGUGAUGCACCUGGCCACAGCUGAAGCCCUGGUAGCUGCUGGGAAAAAUCCAGAUUUAGCACAUCUCUACUCCUUGUUGGCAAAGAACUACAAGGAGUGCAUGAACGACAUGGCAGGCAGAGCUCCAGGUGACACAUGUAUGGAAAAUGCUCUGAAGCUGGAGCCAGAGAGGCCGGAUGGCUGGAGAAUCCCAUUCAGUUCCCAGGCAGGAGGCUGUGGUGCCGCCAUGCGCUCCAUGUGUAUUGGGCUGCGUUUCCCCCGCCCCCAGCAGCUGGACACCUUGGUGCAAGUCAGCAUCGAGAGUGGGCGAAUGACCCACCACCAUCCCACCGGCUACCUGGGCUCCCUGGCCUCUGCUCUCUUCACUGCCUUUGCGGUCAACCGCAGACCCCUCCAGGCCUGGGGAAAGGGGCUGUUGGAAGUGCUGCCGCGAGCAAAAGCCUAUGUUAAGGAUGCUGGCUUCUUCGUGGAGGAGAGCAUGGGCCACUGGCAUUACUUUGAAGAGCAGUGGGAAAAAUACCUGGAGGAGCGAGGCAUAUCGGAUGGAGUCUCACCACCUACCUUCCCCUCAAAAUAUGGUGUCGCGGAGAGAGAUUCAUUCUACACCUCCAUCAGCUACUCAGGCUGGGGGGGCAGCAGCGGGCAUGACGCCCCCAUGAUUGCCUAUGACGCACUGCUAGGCGCCGCAGGCUCCUGGCCUGAGCUGGCUUACCGUGCUUUCUUCCACGGGGGUGACAGUGACUCCACGGCUGCCAUCGCGGCUUGCUGGUGGGGGGCGCUGCACGGCUUCCUUGGCGUGAGGGCCACCCUCUACCAAGACCUGGAGUUCAGGGAGCGCCUGGAGGCAGUGGCCAGGGACCUGUACCUGCUUGGUACUGGCUAGUCUCCAGCAAGCUAGCUGUGCUCUUUGCAAACUGCUGAGUCCGUGUACGUGAUUGUAACAAGGGUGAAGCUUGCUUUUUCUUUUUCUGUGUGUUGUCUUGAGCACAGAUAUUUAAUAGCAGCUUGGGAUUUGGCGGGGAGCAGUCACAUGGUGGUGAGGUGUAGAUGGGCAGCCAAGCAGCAGGGGUCUCUUCCUGUCCCCGAAGCCAGGCAAGGUGGCCUAUGAUGGCUACAUCAGGCUCCCACCACACACUGCCAAGAGGGAUGUGUGGCCGGGGAUGCCACUCAUCUUCUAGCACUGAACAUCUGCAGAGACAAAACUUGUGCUCCCUCUCUCAGGAUGCAUCUGCUCUAAGCUCUGGUGGAGGCAACAGCCAGCUGUGUCAGGGGGUGACAUUCUCCCAUACAAUUAAUUUAGUAGAGAGUAUUUUUUGUUUUGAGUACCAAAAAAAUUAACCUUGCAGCUUUGCCGCUGCAUUUUGCAGAGCUCCACAGUGCUUUUGCUGUUUAAAGAAUGCGUCAUGCUAUUUUCCUAUCUCAGGUAAGGGGAAGUUCCAGACUGCUGGCUAAACCCUUCUGCAAGGUAAGGGCUGCUAAUGAGUGAAUGGCUGGCUCGAUCCUGCAUGGCUUGCUCCCAUGCUUUUCAAAGAGACCUGGACAGGCUGGAGAGUCGGGCGGAGAAGAACCUCAUAAGGUUCAAUAAGGGCAAGUGCAGAGUUCUGCACGUAGGGAGAAAUAACUCCAUGCACCAAUACAGGCUGGGGGCUGACCUUCUGGAGAGCAGCUCUGCAGAGAAGGACCUGGGAGUGCUAGUGGAUGAGAAGUUGACCAUGAGCCAGCAAUGUGCCCUUGUGGCCAAGAAGGCCAAUGGUCUCCUGGGGUGCAUUAGGAAGAGUGUUGCCAGCAGGUGGAGGGAGGUGAUCCUGCCCCUCUACUCAGCCCUGGGGAGGCCUCAUCUUGAGUACUGCGUCCAGCUGUGGGCUCCCCAGUACAAGAGAGACAUGGAGGUACUGGAGAGAGUCCAGUGUAGGGCUACAAAGAUGAUCAGAGGGCUGCAGCAUCUGCCCUAUGGGGAACGGCUGUGAGAGUUGGGCCUGUUUAGCCUGGGGAAGAGAAGCCUGAGGGGGGAUCUUAUCGACGUGUACAGGUACCUGAAGGGAGGGUGUCAAGGGGAUGGAGCCAAACUCUUGAGUAGUGCCAUGUGACAGGACAAGAGGCAACAGGCACAAACUGAAGCACAGGCAGUUCCGCCUGAAUGUGAGGAGGAAUUUCUUCACUAUGAGAGUGACGGAGCACUGGAAGAGGUCACCCGGAGAGGUUGUGGAGUCUCCUUCUCUGGAGAUCUUCAAGGUCCGCCUGGAUGCAACCUGGUCUAACAUGCUGUAGGUGACCCUGCUUGAGCAGGGCAGUUCGACUAGAUGAUCUCCAGAGGUCAUCCUGGAGAUCUUCCAACCUUACUGAUUCUGUGAUUCUAUGAAUGUAGAUGUUGCAUUUUAUAUCAGGUUAGGCAACUCCUGUAGUAAACUAUAUUCUUAUAUUUAAGUCUAGACUAGUAAUGAUUAUUUGUUUACCAUUUGCCAUGGAUUAUGCAGCUCAUUCUGUGACAAAUAUGCUUUUCUUCAAAUCCCCAAUAUUAUACUCCUAAAUGCUUAUUAUUUUAAGAGCAAUUUCAAAAUCAGGCUAUCCCAUCCAAUAAAUGGAUACGCCAUGCCUC